UGCCACAACUUGCCUUUCCUCUGUCAGAGGGAAAUGAUGCCGAGCUCUGCUGCUGGAUCCACAGUCUCGUUUCGCUCUUGUGAUUCACCUCUUGAUUUUGGGGCCUCUUAAUUUUAUUUCUUUAUCUAAAGACCCACAGGACCUCCCAGGCACUCAGGACAAUCUGGAGCUGAAGUUUUUGAGGGGGUUUUUUGCACUGUUUGGGAUCCAAAUCUUCAGAGGGAUUGGAAAAGGGAAGGCUGUGUUGUCAAGGGCAUGAAAUGACGACACUACAGAGAGGAGAACUAUAAAUCCAAGAACCAAAGGUCCCCGGACAUGGGCCAGGGGGUAAGAGGGAGAGGAGGGCUCAUGUCCAUCCACUUUCAAGGGGAGUUAAGCCAUGGAUUUGCUCUCGUACUUUUUCCUUGGCUGGAUUUCCAGUCCCUCUUUCCCCUUCUUUUACCUCCUUCUCUCCCCAACAAGCUCCUGCUUCAGAUUCCAAAAUGCACAAGUAAUUAGAAGGAAAACCAGCAAGAUCAGCAAAGCAACACGUCUGAGGAGCUUCUCCCACUGGAAUUGGAUUGGGAUUUUUCUGCAUGGAUAGCUGGGCCUACAUGGGAGCAGAGUGGCCCUUGGGAUGUCCCACAGCCAGGAAACCCUCGGGACAAACCAGUCUCAGCACCUUCCUGCAGAGACUGGAGCUGUGGAGAAGCUCUCCCCACCAUCAUGGGGGUCCUAAGGACUUAUAAAGAGCUGAAAAUCCCCCCAGCUCGAAAAUCAGAGUUCAGCUCCAGUUGGCCAGAAAAUCCUGUGGUUUAAGGCCAGGUCGUGAAUCAGCUCCUGUUACAAGGCACCUCCCGUUUGUAACAUAUUCUGGUUGGGAAUAUCCGCCUGGCUCCUAAGGAACAGACACCAAAUACUCCCAAAGGCUAAUGCUGAUGAAUGGGAACAGUGAAAACCAGCUGCUAUAACCAUAUUUUAAUAAAAAUACUGCUUUAUGAAGAUCUAAGUAAGUCACAGAGAAACCCGUAAUGAGAUCCUGGUAUUCAGUGCCAUUUCCCUUGGAUGAUCUGUAAUAGAUUCUUCUAUUAUGUAUGCGUGUGUGCGUAAUGGAUAUGCACACAUAUAUACAUUUACUGAUAAAUGCUCACGCAAACACUUGAAAUCCGGCCCAUCCCGGCCUAUUAAUUAUUUUAGCACUUAUUUCCCUGACAAGCAGAAGUUAUCUUAUAGCUAAGACAUCCAUUUGCUGUCUAAGAGCUCCAACUUGUCUUUGAUGUCUGAAUUUUAAAUGUCUUUUAAAACUUUAGCAACAGCCAGAAGGGAAAAAAAAAAUGCAUCCCAUUACCUUAAAAUGUUAUUCCAGCCCAAGAAUUAAACCUCAUACAUCACCUACUUAGAUUUGGGGUUCUUUUUCUUGCUUCCCUCUUUUUUCUCCCCCUUACUGUUAUUUAUUUUACAUCUAAUCGUGAAAUUAAAUGGCACAUGAAGUUUUGGUUUUCACGCUUAUCUUGAGUGCUUUGCUUUAUUUAUGUUUUCAGCCUGCAAUUUAGGGGCGGGGGGAUGCUCCAUUUCCAAGUUGCAGCACUGAAAGCUCUGCUAAAAUAUAUUCCUCCUGCCUGUUUUGUCUGAAAGAAAGAGCUUUCAGUAGGACGAGUUCAAGUGUGACCACUACUUUUGUUUUACAAAUUGCAUUGGCAUAAAAAGUAAAGCUGUGGGGCUGGAGGGUUUUUUAAUCUUCUUUGUAGGAAAUAGAAAAUAUCGACAAAUAAAAAUUAUUAUUUGGCAAAUAAAAGUUAUUAUUUGACAAAUUAGAAAUAUUAUUCGACCAAUUUAAAUUAUUAUAGGAGUGGUGCAUGUAAGUACAGCAGAGUGUAGGUAUGGCUGCCUGCAAACACGUAUCACAUAUCCUUUCUAGAGUUAUUGUAACACAAUAGGUCCCUCAUGUAUAAACCUAAUUGAAGUUUUAUAGCAAACUUUAAGUUCUUUCCCUUUGCAGGUUUGAUUUAAACUUGAACCUGCCUAUAUUUGUGUAUCAAAAAGAGAUAAAAGAGGAAUUGGGUGAAUAAUGGAAAAAUCUAUAUUAAUUUCGAAUUAUCGCCUGUAACAAAGAUGCAGAAUCAUACUACGUGCAUUGAGAGAGCUCUAAACUCGCCCAAAAUAAAACCACAACCACCCCAGGCUGUCAGUAUUCCUUCUUAAAAGACCCCCCUUCUAUUCUCCUUCCAAUGGCUGUUUGGUGGCUUGGGGGGCCCGGUUCUUGGUGGGUUUUUUUGUUUGUUUGUUUGUUUUCGGAUUCCGCUCCGUCUCUGCGCCCGACCUGGUGUAAAUUGUUUGAAGGUCAACAACAUGGCUAAGUUUUAUUGUAUUUCCGGUACAAUAGAUUUAUAUAGCGUCCCAUCCCGGCUCUUAAGGCUUUUCAAACGAUAUAAAGUUAACUUAUAGUCACGUUUCUGGCUCCUCCGGGCAUCCUUUGGACUCGGAGGAUGUGUUUCUUCGAUGAACUUUUAAACUCCUCUAAACUCACCCUUUCGGGACGGGGCUGUCUCGACCUCUUGUCUUCCAGCCUUUAUCAUUUCUCUUGCUCACUCUGUUUGAUUCUUUAAUCCACUUGAGGACAAACCCCCUAGCUUACAAGCUGGUGAUUCUGGCAGGCACAGCGCCUGGAAAACCAACAGCCGCUUGAGGGGAGGAGAGGGAAGUCAAACAGCGUAAAAUAACUCGGAGUUUUCCACCCAACUCACAAGCACUGUGCCUCCUUCCUUAGAAACAACGUGCUGCUUGUGCCCUGCCUCAAAGCCCUACAACGGAAAAGGACAAUCUGGGAAAGUUAAUCAUAAACUGUUCGGUAAUAAUGUCCCCAUAGGCAACCACUAACCUGCCUUGUAAAUGUCUGGGCUUCUGAUUCCCAUCUCCCUCCUACCCAUGUACAGACAGGAAACAAGGGCCAGGGAGGAGAAUGGGGGACACGGGGCUGGGAAAGAUCAGAAUCAGGCCCGAGGGGUCGGUAUUGCUGCCUGAAAAUGGGAAUUGGGACUCAUUUCCCAAGGGCUCUGGGAAAGGAGGAAGGAGCGGGAGGAGGAGGGUGCGGUGGGGUCCCCCCUGCCCCGGAGUGGUUUGUUUCUGCUCUUUUCCAAAUUAGAAAGAUAAGAGCGACCUUACCUGGAGAAGAAGCUGUGUGGGGAUGGCUACUAAAGAAAAUUAUCCUUGCGCGUAGUAACUGCCUGGGGUGCACAUUUCUGCGCUUGUAACAACGAGCAACUGCGGUUAAUGCACCUAAUUUCCCCCAAUUACUCCCCAGCCAAGGUCCAGCCUGUCCGGUAUUACCCCGACCCGGGGUGAGUUUUAAUCAAGAGCAAAAGUGGUGUGGAAAGAGCCUAUCAGAAAGAAACUCCCCCUUUUCUUUUACUGGGGCUCAUGCUACGGGUUUUAUGGAAACAAUUCUAUAGCAACUUCAUUUUUGUACCUGCGCUUGUGUUUUCCCACCCUCUUCUUCUUCCUUGGGUGGGAGCGACAGAUUUCUCACCACCAUGGGCUGUUACUUCCCUUUCUCCCAGCCUAAUUUGGGGGAUUUCUUUGCGGGGGUGGUGGUGUGUGUUCAGUUAUACAGUGGGGACCCCAAAGCAGAGCCAGGGGAAUCAGCAGCAAUUGCAACCAGCAGCUCCUGCUUUAAGAUCCGCGGCCGCGGAGUGAUGCAGGCGCCCAGCUAUUUCGUGGGAGUUGAAUAUUAUUUCAAGGAGGGAGGCGAGGUGGGGAGGGGGGAAAAUUAGUCUAGUAGACAGAAUGUGGGUUCCCGAAAAACAAUCAAACUUUAUUUUAACUUUCUCUCCCUCCAGCUUCCCUUUUCAGAUGCACAUACGCUUUUACUUUACAUGGGUUCGAAAUGCUUUAUUAACUGCUGAGAUUACAAACCUCAUUUGGAACUGGGAUUUUUAGCCAGAGUGUACUUUCGGUCCUUGGAAAAUUGCCCACAUGUGUAACUUGUUUUUGCUUCUCUUCAGACAAGGAAUUCCCCCCCCCCCUUUUCCCUCCCGUCUCACCACUUACGGAUUUUUAACAGACGGCAGCAUUCAAACUGAGAGCUAACACAGGAAAUGGCAAAGGUAGAUCCUUCGGCUUUUAGGCUACAGAAACUUAUUUCACUGAAAAAAAAAAGUAUGAAAUAUAGGUUUUACUCUUCAGAAGGGACUUUUUUCUUGCGCUUUCGCGUGUUUGGAGGGGUCCGUGACUGAAGUUUCUUUCAUAACCUCUUAGACCUGCUUAAAUGUAUCGUUCAUAAAUUAUGUUUGCUUUAUGGUGAGAUUUUUUUUUUUCCCUGACUCUUAAAAAAAAAAAAAAAAAGUGUUUCUUUUGUCGUGAUUAUAAUUAUUAUUACUAUAAUUAUAAUUUCAGAAUAUUUCAUAUCGCCUAAAAUAAACGCUCAGCCCUUUGAAGGCUGAGUUAUCUCCGAAUCUGGUCUCCAGACUCUCCAUAGCCAUGAAGUUCACUCUCAGCUUUUAUCCUCUCUUAGCUAAUCCUUAUCGGCUUCCAAACCUAAACUGAAGAAGUAAAUAUUCCCCAAGUACUGCAGGUUACACCCCAACCCCGUAAAGGCCUCUCGGAGUGAAGAUCCUGGUGACCCCCCGGUCCUGUACCUCAGGACCCCCAGGUCCCCUCUGCCUCCUCCAUAGCUCUGGUAAAGAGGAAAAAUCAGCUGAAAGAAGGUGCCAGUUCUAAUAAACGAUAACAAUCAUCUUCCAAAAGUGGUUUAAAUAUGUUUCCGGUAAGAAAUGGAUCAUCUGCUCUCUUUCUUUCUUAUGCCAAAGCUUAUAAAUCAGUACAAGGUGGCAACUGCCCAACUUCAAAUCUGCAUAGUUUGGAAAUAUUUUCUAUUUGGUUGUUUUCAGCUUAGAAAUGCCAACCCAAAGAGCUGUUUGCUAAGGAUGGGUUUUGGCAGUUGUGUAUUUCAAAGCACUAGUUGGAAAUUAUUCCUUCUCUCCACAAACAAUAAAGAUUAUUUAUAAACAGUAUGUGAGUUCAGAAGCCUGUGGCUUUCCAUUGCAAGCUGACAAUGCUCUGAAUUUUUCCUGACAGCCAAAUACACUUGGCGCUGAUUCUGAAAGCAGGAAAAAGUUUCCACUUUGGACUUUCUUCUUUUAUUUUUUUUUCAAUAACUAUUUCCAGUUCCACUUCCCUUUACCAGCUCACAACAAUCACAUAUCUAAAAUAAAUCUAGUUUGCAAACCAAGCAAAGCUAGCACAUCCUGCCUCCUCUCUCCCAAAGAUUCCUCCUUUUAGACUUUUAGACUCUGCUCUCAGGUCACUUUCUCUUUGACUUUUCCUUUUCCAAGUUUUUUUGCAAUCAGAAGAGCUUUUCAUGUAAUUUCUCGUGGGCUCUAUUUGAGUAAUUAAAAUAUAAACGCCUACAUAAUGUCAGCCGGAGCAGGCAGUGCUGCACAACACGGUCUCUCCAUGCAGACAGACAUGGGAUGAAGCUGUCGUUUGCCUUAAGCCUCUCUCAGAAAAGGUUACAGAGAGAUGAACUAUGGGGUUAUGUCUAAAAAAUAAACCACUGAACAAACAGAAGUCUCCAGAGGAGCAAAAGCAAAUGGAUUUUGCAGAUCUUCUUGUGAGGUUUCCAUUCACUAGGGAUCUGAAAACCCUUGUGUUCUGCCUCACAGCCACACUCCUCAGAGUCUUCUUGGUUUAAAUUCAUAUACUACAGAAAAUUAUAUACUCUCAUGCUGACAUAGUUCAUCAUUAUUUAUAGGAGGCGCAGGAUUUUAUUCCACCAAUAUAUUUAUUACAGGUAAGACAUGGCCAAUCCAUCUAGUGAGCAGAGAACAGGUGUUUUGCUUCAAUUAACGUUCAAUAAUUUCAUCUAUACUUAUUCAACACCCUGCUACCAGCACGGCUGUUUAUCCAUCAGUUGUAUAAACACAUUUCCAUGUGCCAAGCGAGUUUAAUCUCCACAACACGCUUAAAUCAGCCCUUGCCUUUCCCAGGCUCUCAGAACAUUUGCAGAGUCCCUCCGAAUCUCUUGUGAAAUCGUCUGAUUUUUAAAAAAUCAUUCCUGAAAGGCAAUAAAGCCGAGAAAUAUGACAACGUGAGCAAUCAGCUCGUAUUUCAUGUCUGCUGGCACAGGAUCUUUUCAUUUGAAAACCUCCCCAACUCUUAAGGAAGUUAAAAGAAGGGAAGGGAGGGAAUAAAAAAUACAGGGAGAUAGAAAAGUGGAAAGUUGGAAGCAGAAGGAAUUCCCAACUCGUUUUGCACAGCCCCUGCUCGUGUGAGAUGCGCUGGAAAGGAGCGACCCUGCCGCACGCUGCCCUUGGUAGGGGAUUUCUCUGCCUUCACUGGUUUAAACGAGGCCGGGGUAAAGUGGAGUUACUUUGGAUUAACCCCCUGGAAAGGAGAGGAGAGUUGGCAGGGAUGUGGGGAGUACUCACCUGGUGACAUUUGCCCGCGGCUGGCUUGGCAAGAUCCGUGCCCAGGGCUGGAGGGGCUGCCCAAGCCUUGCUCCCACCUCACCUUGGCUGGAGCCUGCAGACUGAGCCUGCUUGUCCAGCCCAGGGAGGAUUCUGAGCUGCUUGGGGAGCUCUUGCUACCCUAAGGGAAGCAAAAAUUCAAAAUCAAGCUGACCUCCGGCGUUAAGCUAGAGCUCGUCUUCUCCAUCAUCCCGACCCUCUCGAUUAUUAUUAUUAUUAUUACCUUUUUUUUUUUAAUGAAAACGGACAGCUUCCUAACAGCUCCUCAUUUCUAGGAGCUCUGGUCCUGAAUGUGGGGAAACAGGUCCUUCCUUCAGGCUGCAGCUGGUGGCAAAGCACCGUUUAUAGGGAUAAGGGAAAAUCUAAGGCUUUGAGUGUAGGUUUUUAAGCGCAUUCAUAAUUUUCCCGUAUUCAUAAACCACCUCUGGCAGCAAUUUCCCACCUCUGUUUCGUGUAGGAGCGGACAUAUGCGCACGGACACUCACAGGGAAAGAAAUGCGAAUUAUAUUUUUCCUUUAUUUCAGGCGGCUAUUAGCACCCCUCAAUGUUAUUAUUAGCCUGUUAAUAUAGACUUCCAUCUCUAUACACUUCAGGAAGGAUUCGCGAUGAUUUAUUAUUCCUAGAAAUCUCUUUGCCCUUCACUUUAAAUAUCCUUCAGUGUUGGGGUGAGAGGUAGAAGGGCGGAGGGGUAAUAGAUUAAAGGAGGCAAAUUGAUCCGGACUGUUACAGCUGAAGUCCAGAGAAACACUUUUGCCGUAAUCAGAGAGAGCACCUUUUCCUUAACCAACAUUUACGACGCCAUCGGACCGUCUUGCAAUAAACGGAUUUAUCAUCGUAGCCGGAUAAAGCUGCCCCCGCCACCCCGCACCGCAGCCUCCAGGCUGGGACCCGCACCGAGCUCAGCCCGCCUCAGUAGCGGGCUUCCAUGCGAGGGAAACCCUCAAAUCGUCGGGUUUUGGAAAACGCUCAGAAAAUGAAGCGAGGGGGUAGGUUGUUCCACAUGCACACGCACCGUGGGCACACACAUGUGAGGUGUGAGGGGGGGCACGGUGACUGAAAACGCGUGGGAUUCCUUUUUUUUGCCCCCUUUCUUUUCCACAGGCAAUAAAUUCAAGGCUAUAAAAAUCAAAGAAAGCUAAUGUAAGUUUUAUUAAACUAUUUAACCAUCACAAGUUUGAGGCAUUCUGUAACAAAGCCGGAUCAGUGGCGCGCUGUAUUUUACUAGCCUUGUAAAGUUAAAUGAAGGCUUCUGAUUUCAGCAAUGUGGGAAACUAUUUUAGCCAAGCAAAGCAACCCUGAGAUGAUGCCGCCAAACAUGAGAACACAUGCUCGCAUGCAGAGAUAUUUUUAAGAUAUUAUAUAUAUAUGUAUAUAUGUAUGAGCAUAAAGCCUAAGGCAGGCUCCGGAUGCAGACAGGGGUUGCAGCUCGGCAGCUUGCUGGUCAAAGUUGCAAUGCCACGUCCACGCCGGUGACAUUUUACAUUUCAUAUUUACCCACAUUAUUUUACCGUGUUAACAUUCCAUUUCCCCAUCCCAGCUGGUUAAUUAUUUAACAUACCCUCCCUACCACUCUUGCUACCUAAAUCCAUCCUUCUUCUUUACAAAAACGCGUGUAUGCGUGCAUUUACGUACAGAUGCGUGUAACGCCCGCACAUACAUGUCUGUAUAUGAAACGACGGCGCGGGGGGGUGGGUUUAUACUUGUUCUCUGGCCUUUUGCUAUCGUACUCUGGAGCCCGAGCGGCAAAGAAUAGCUUUUAUCUCUAUUCCCCCCUGAUGGUUAUUAAAGGCAAAGCGAGCACAUCAGCAUCUUUCUUUAAAAAUAUAUAAUAAUAAUAACAAAAAAUAUCCGCCCCCUUUCCCCCUUUAGAACACCCCCAAUGUUUCAGGAGCAAAUCUAGGAAGGGAUUUAGCCCCAGCUCUGCCCGUUUGGUGGCUUUUUCGAAACUCCUGACGUUUUGCAACAUUGCAUAAACAUAAAACAAUCCAUCCUUGAUAUGGAAUGCAAGGGCGGAUGACAGCGCAGCGCAGCCCCCUCGGCUGCGAUUGAUUUACGCCGAGACUGACGCUUUAUCAGGCACACGAAAAAAGUUUGACCAAUCAUUUUGCUGGGAGCUCACAACACAGCAGCCCAACUGUACUUUGUUGGCUGGGAAGUUGGAGAAGGGGGUAGAGUACAAAUCUAGAUCUGUCCUAUAUAUUUUUUUCCCUUCAUUGAACCGUGCUUUGUAUGAUGUCUGAGAAUGUCCAUUUCUGGGACUCUUAGCAAUUAUUAUGUCGACUCCAUUAUAAGUCAUGAAAGUGAAGACUCGCCUUCAGCUAAAUUUUCAUCUGGGCAAUAUACGAGUUCCAGGCAAGCUGGGCACAAUGAGCAUCUAGAAUUCCCCUCCUGUAGUUUUCAGCCAAAACCUCCAGUUUUCAGCGCCUCCUGGACUCCUUUGAAUCCACAUUCUUCUGGUACCCUUCCUGCCGUCUACCAUCCAUAUAUUCAACAUCAAAGCGUCCCAUCUGACGGCAGGUAUCUACGGAGCUGGCUGGACCCCGUGCCCCGAGCGGAGAACCUCCCCGGGCAGGGAGCCGUUAAGGCAGAGCCGCUGCUGGGCCGUCCCGGGGAUGUCCAUAAACAGGGGACACAGGAGUACAAUUUAGAAACUUCUGCUGCAAGGGAAGGGAUCGUUUCCAAUCAAAGGCCCAGCUUCGAGGACAAUAAAGUUUGUGAAGGAAGCGAAGACAAAGACAGGACAGAUCAAACUAACCCAGCUGCCAGCUGGCUGCACGCCCGCUCCUCCCGGAAAAAACGAUGCCCUUACACCAAAUACCAGACCCUGGAACUAGAGAAGGAGUUUUUAUUCAAUAUGUACCUGACGAGGGACCGUAGACACGAAGUGGCCAGACUCCUCAACCUGAGUGAGAGACAAGUCAAAAUCUGGUUUCAGAACCGAAGGAUGAAAAUGAAGAAAAUGAACAAGGAGCAGGGCAAAGAAUGAAAACCCAGAAAAGCAGCAUCCCCCUUUCCCCCCCUCCUUUACCUCCCAGCUCCCAGCCUCCACUAUAGUGCUGCCAAACCCCCCAAACGGGGGGGGGGGGAACCCUCCCCGUUCCCCAUCUCCACCUUUGCAUGUGAGAUGUUGCUUAUUCUUCUGUUUUAUCUUCUUAGUAUUGCCACAUUGGAGGCAACUUAGCCAAAACUGCAGCUCCUUUUUGGGGACACAUGCUGGGUUUUGUUCUGGUCUCUUGUUUUCUUUCUCUAUUUUUUUGUUUCCUUUUUGUUUUCUUCUCCUACAGUGUAACAUAGACACAGGCUCCUGUCCGAGCAGCAGCUUUCCCUGCUUGCGUUUUCUCCAUGGAAAACAAGACUGCAAACACAACUGGCCCCAAAGAGCCCCCACCAAACCUCGCUGUUUGUCUUUAUCCACGUAAGGACAAUGAUGCUCUGUAACGUUCACAACACCCCGGCGCACUCGCACACACUCUGACACCCCCUCACACACUCACACGUUGAGGUGGCCAAGGAACCAGACGAUUUAAUUAAACUCCUGCAAGACAGACACAUUCGUAAGACUUGCGUUUAAUUGCACCCAACAAAUCAUUUUCAAUUCGCCAACUUUAUACCAGGCAGUCGGUUAAUGACAGCCCAACUCCCAACUGCGCUGGGCUCUUUUUACUCUCCACAGCCCCCCCACCCCCCCUUUUCUUUCCUUUCUUUUCUGUUUUUAAAGCUUGUUUUAUUAUGCGGGAUUUUUAUUAGAAUAGUGCCAUGGCAGAUAUGCGACUUUGACCUGAAAGUUUCGUAGGAUCUUUACAGGCAAACCUCCUCAUCUGGUAGUUUUAUACUGGAUCACUCGGAAGAGGAGAAAAGACAGGGAGGGAGGCGAGAGAGUGUGUGUGGGGCACUCUCAGAGCCGCGUUGUAAAUUAUUUAGGAGAAAAAGGGGCGGAAGAACCCCUGCCAACUUAUUCCUAAGUUUUAGAGGAGGGGAAGAAUGGGAUUUUCUAGUUAAAAAACUACCUUAGUAGAGCUGUAAGGGAGGGGAAGGUUGUGUUCUUAGUGCUAGCAUAUUUAUAAUUUAUUGUGAAUUGACUUUUCCUAAAGCAGUAGCUGCUGCAGAGAUGAAGUGCCAGCCCUGGCCUGUGUGUCUUUCUUCCCGCUCCUGUUUGCUGAGAUGCUUUUAAUACUUGAAUGUCGGAGGGGGGGGUUGUUGGGUGGGGUUGGUUUUUAUGGUGGUUUUUAUGCCUGAAGCCAGCUCCCGGCACGUUUUCCCAUUGCCACCCGCCUCCCCCGGGGCCCGGUGCCACGCUGGGGCCGGGGGCCGCCGCCUCCCGGGGAAGGAGCCUCGUCCCGCGGGUGGCACCGGGUGAUGCGGUUUCUCUGUGCUGCCCCCCCUCCCUUCCUCUUCCUCAUCCCGAAGAAGCAUUUUGAGUAGCAAAUCCAGACCUCGCCGGGCUCCUGUCACGCCGCCCGGAGCUGGUUUCUCAUCUGACAGACCCGCUGGAGGCUUCUCCAACCCGCCCGGGCGGGGCUGGUUUCCCUUUAUCUCUGUAAGACUUAACUUUGUUUUGGGAAGGGGGGGGGGGAAUGGUGUGUGUGGGAGUUUAGUACCAGUUGAUUAUAUGGUGGGUAUUGUAAAAUGUGUUUGUGGUUGUGUUUCUGUGAAUGUUGAAGCUCGUUUUCUGUUUCUACUGUGGCUUUUUUAAUUAUGCGAAGAGUUCUGCAGUUGAUAGUGGAUGGAAAACGUUGAAAUAAACCUCUCUCGUUUUCUUCGUGUGCAGAUUUGUAUAUUUAGCUGCCAGGAGGCUGUCUAGGAACAAGGCGAGUGUAAGGUGGCUUGUUGUAAUAGGGUGAGGAGGGGGAAAAUAGAGAAAAGACAUUUAUUUCUGCUGUAUAUCUGAACUAGAUCACAAUUGACUGACUCGUGUGUCCUCAGCGCCAGGUUCUGGGAGACCACUUUUAUCUGCUGGGCAGGGGUUACUCUGGGAAGAAGCGAUAGGCAGAUUCGCGUUUUUGGAAAGUGUUCCUACCCCCCCUCUCGCCUUCGUGAUUCAGACAUAAGAAUUGAGGAGCGCCAAAAUUUCCCCGCUCCAAUUCCUUCUGAAAGGGAUAAAAAAUACCUUCCUCUGGACAAGAAACCAGACCUUAAGUAUUAAAACCCAUUCCUCAGAAAGUCUGAUGGUUUUUUUUUUUUAGUGCCUAGACUUUCCCCUGUGAAACUUUCCAUCCUGAAGUAGCUCCUUGGGGGCUUCCAAAUUUAACUAUUCUGUUGCCGGAGGGAGUUCGAUGUAACUAACCCUCACCCCGUGUCAAAGCCCCCGAUCUCCCUCCUCGAAACUAAAUUAAGAAAAACUCUUUCGGAGACAUUUUGAGCUGGGGAAAAUCAAGAAGUUCGUGGCAGCAGGAUCAUUUCUUUAUUCAAACAAACAGAUAGUGGGUCGAAAAAGAUGUUCUCUCUGUGUUUAAGCUGAGCAGUCAAAUCUUUCAGUUUGAUUUGCUUCUUCUCAAGGAUGGAUGAAUUUCAAAUGCUUCAUCCUGAAUUGGAAUAUUCCUCCUAUCUCGAACUGAGCAUGGACUUGCCUAAAUCCUCACUACUAUAUUUUUCAGAAGUGUAUCCGUGACUUAAUUGAGGUUUGCAACCCAUCGGCCACUGGGACUUAGAAAUGUUUUUCACUUUCCUUAGAGUUGUGGUAAAGAGCAGCUAUUUUUAAGACGACAAUAUAAGGUUCUUUUUAAAUAGAUUUUAAAAUGUUAGUUCAUUUUAUUAGGAAAUAUGCUUACGUUAAAGGAAAAAAAAUAAUGUUGGCAAAACUGUCUUCUGUAGCAUCAGCCCGGAUGUAUUUUCCAGAGAUGUUUAAUGCUCCAGAAUAAAAAUCGAUUUUAGAACAA
Strigops habroptila (Kakapo) is the source of this 12319-nucleotide messenger RNA. RefSeq names its product homeobox B9 (gene HOXB9). Gene Ontology annotation, biological process: embryonic skeletal system morphogenesis; DNA-templated transcription; proximal/distal pattern formation. The record is from RefSeq and is a predicted model, not a curated record. Gene Ontology annotation, cellular component: nucleus. The transcript has 4 exons. Bases 8686 to 9429 code for a protein of 247 amino acids. Gene Ontology annotation, molecular function: DNA-binding transcription factor activity, RNA polymerase II-specific; RNA polymerase II cis-regulatory region sequence-specific DNA binding. NCBI's taxonomy places the organism in Eukaryota, Metazoa, Chordata, Aves, Psittaciformes, Psittacidae.